CACCAUUCUCCUGAAAGCUGCAAUCAAACCCGGAUUAUACUAAUAGCCCUGUCAUGGGGAAAGCCGAAUGAAGAGUGAAUGAAGGAUGAUAUUCGGAGAUAGGAGCCAUCGUGACGCGAUGCGUGUAAACAUACCCCGCGCUACUAUCUAAGCUAGCCCUGGCACGCCGCAUAGGUGUGAAAUGGAAUGAACAGAACGACUUCAUCAAACAGCAAGACUUCUAGGGACACGGGCCAAACUCCAUUGGCCCCGUCGUCACUCAUCAUGCGCUUCUCGGGAAGUGGCUGUCAGCCGUGCAGGCACGCUCGAAAGAAGUGCGAUAAGACCAAACCGAUCUGCCUGCGAUGCGUGAGAAACGGGAGGACAUGCUAUGGUUAUCGACAGGCCUUUUCCGUCAUGCAUGACGAGAACAUUUAUGCAAGUCGACACCAAAAGCGACCCCAAGGACCCCGAGCAAACGCAAAAUCUGCGGCCAGCCUCACCAGUACUUCCUUGUCCCGUGACCUGCACUCAGAGGCGGUAGCUUACUUCAUUCAUUGUCAUCUGGACCCGACAACUAGCAAGCUGCUUAGGAUAGGGCCCCCAACAGAGGCCUUGCUGUCAAACUGGAAUUCCAGUCCAGUGCUGGAGCUUGCCGCGUCGUCGACUGCUCUAGCACUUUUCUCAAGGACCAAAAAGUACUCGCCUGCGGCAAAAUUAGCAUUUGAUAGCUACCAGAAGUCUCUGAUAGCUCUACGAACGGCUCUCUCCGAUCCAGAACACAUUGAUAUCGACGCAUGUUUGCUAGCAGUCUGCUUGUUGGGACGAUAUGAAGACGCAGUCUUCACUUUUGACCAGAACAUCGGCAUACCAUUUGAAGAAAGUAUGCAGAAUCGAAAGCAUCUCACCGGCGCUAUUGCCUUACUGGAGUACUGGGUGAACUAUCCUAGUGGCACCAAAGUACCAACCGACGCCAUCAAAUAUGCCAGACGGACUCUGAGGAAAGCAGCAACCUUUGGCCAUAUUGAUCUCCCUGACUGGCUGAGUGAUGGAGACUUGUUCGGCGAGCAAGGACUUAUUCAGGACUUGGAUCGCAUACUUUUUCGAGUCAUCAACGUCCGUAGCCAGCUCAUGCCCUUUUCAAAAUGGCAGUUUGGAUCGCAGCGGAUUUGUCUUGAGAGUAUGUCAACUCUCCGGACGAUCCAACAAGAACUAAGCGCAAUCGACACGGCACUGGUUGAAUGUAGAGCUGGACGUGCAGAUAUUUCGGCUUGCACACAGCAUACGUUGGCAGCCCAUCGCGUCUACUCCAAACACCAUUUCUUGCAAUCCCGUGUGUACAGCCACCAGAGUUAUGCGAAAGCCGCAUAUUGUGCCCAUUACUACGGGUACAGAAUACUGGUUAACCAUUUGCUCAUAUGUACCCUCAGACUACUGGCAAAAUAUUCGCCUUUCAAGCCACGCAACCCUUUAGUUGAGUGUCAGCGUACCAUUAACUAUCUGGCUGGGGAGUUGAUAUCAAUCAUGCCCUUCGGCCUCGAUAGAUUCAAAAUAUCGGAUUAUCCUGGCUUAUUUGGCGACCAUAUUACCAUCAAGUCAGACGAGGAUAGGAGACUUUAUGUGGCAGAGCUUAUGGCUUUUCCUCUGCUCAUUACUUCCAUAUCUGACAGUAUCGGGUUAGAGUAUACUGACUGGUUCAGAUCCCAACUGGCAGAUACAGGGCGUCUCCUCGGCUAUGGAGUCAUGGAAUCAGUCACAAGCAGCUCUUGGCCAAUACAUAAAUAUUCAAGAGGGAGUUCAAGGUGAUAUCUUAGACGUCGUGAUGCAAUUCCAAGCACGAAACUCUUCUUGUGGACAAUGUUGAUUAGCACUGCGGCAGGUAUACGCAGGCAGGAAUGCAGAAAGACCAGUUACAGAACAAUGAAUGGUGGAGGAUGAUGACGGAGUGAAAUUAUAUAACAGAGGGAAAAGAAGUUCAAGAAUUCAAAAGUGAGGCAGGUAAAGAGAGGUCGUUGUAUAUUCGUGGCAGGGAUAUAUCUUUUGAGCUCUGCAAAAAGUGCUUUAAUGACAUUUAUAUCUGGUCAAUAAGGCGGCGAGUAUAAUAGCUUUAGUUCGGCAUCGAAGCAUG
Messenger RNA from Talaromyces proteolyticus, 2107 nucleotides. RefSeq lists its product as uncharacterized. Gene Ontology annotation, molecular function: DNA-binding transcription factor activity, RNA polymerase II-specific; zinc ion binding. NCBI's taxonomy places the organism in Eukaryota, Fungi, Ascomycota, Eurotiomycetes, Eurotiales, Trichocomaceae. Gene Ontology annotation, biological process: regulation of DNA-templated transcription. The transcript has 2 exons. The record is from RefSeq and is a predicted model, not a curated record. The coding region runs from base 187 to 1785 and encodes 532 amino acids.